AUGAAGAACUCACGAAUGCACACGGCCCUCCUUUGGGUGCCUCUUGCUGCAGCAGGAGCUCUCUCUCUCUUGUCAGCAGCAGCUUCUGCUGCCUCACCACCCAGAUGCACAUGCUGCUCCCCAUAUAAAUCAAGCCGCCACUUCACUAAACCGCAGCAAACCCCCUCAAGCUCGUAUCUCUCUCUUCCUGCUGCUGUCUCCUUAAGAGGGAAAACCGAAGAAGUUCGCCCUUCGACGCCCCCUAGAUCAUUUGGGGUGUCUCUGCGGGCACCUCCAGCAACAGCAGAACCGGCAGCAGCGGCAGCGGCAGCGGCAGCAGCAGUAGCAGCAGCAGCGAGGUCGAAGCAGCAGGGGAGGUGGAACGCCUCUAGUAGUGGCUUCUCAAGGAGAUGGGGGGCGAACACAGACAAUGGCGGUGCUGCUGCUGCAGCAAGAUAUAGCGCAACUGCCAGCAGCAGCAGCAGCAACAGCAGCAGCAGCAGCAGCAACGACAGCGAUGAGUCCUCAACUCCGACAGAAACUGAAGAGACCUCGAGGACAGACACCGGAACAGAAACCACCACCACCCAAUGGGGCGCAUACACUCCAAGACGUGGAGCAGCAGCAGCAGCAGCAGCAGCAAAGCCAGCAACAGCACGAACAGCAGCAGCAGCAACUGCAGCAGGACCAGCGGCAGCACCUAGGAUCUUCCCGCUGCGUCUACUGAGUCGACGGACGCUCUCUGCUGCUGCUGCUGCUGCUGCUGCAAGGGGCUCCGCACGUAAACGAGCACCAAGAACAAAAACUGCAGCACCAGCAGGAGCAGCACCAUCGGCAAGACCAGCAGCACCUGUAGCAGCAAGACCAGCAGCACCAGCAGCACCAGCAGUGUCAGUAGCACCAGCAGCAGCACCAGCACCAGCAGCAGCAGCAGCAGCACCAGCAGUACCAGCAGAGUCAGCAGCAGCAGCACCAGCAGCAGCAGCUGCUGCUGCUGCAGCAGCACCAGCAGCACCAGCAGCAUCAGGACUCGCAGCUUGGCUCCCUUAUGAUCCUACAGCAUAUGAUGCGCCGUGCGCCCGACUCUCAGCAGGUGGAGUUUCUUCUGCAGAUGCUGCUGCAGAUGCAGAUGCUGCUGCAGAUGUUGCUGCUGUUGCAGAUACUGCCGCUGCUGCAGUUACUGCUGCUGCUGUAAAUACAGCUGCUGCUGCGGUAAAUACAGCUGCUGCUGCGGUAAAUACUGCUGAUGCUGCAGAUGCUGCUGCAGAUGCUGCUGCAGAUGCUGUGGAUGCUGUACCAGAUGCUGCUGCACCUGUCGGCACGCAAGAAGCAGCAGCAGCAGCAGCAGCAGCAGCAGCAGCAGCAGCAGCAGCAGCAGAAGCAGCACCAUCUGCUGCUAACGAGUUGAUGCGUUUGUUUGGUUUGGUAUCUGCACUGGAGAAGCACUUAGCCCCAAUGCUGCAGCAGCAUCCCUCCCUGCUUCGCCAUUUGCGAGUUAGCUCAGCAGCAGCAGCAGCAGCAGCAGCGGCAGCAGCAGCAACAGCAGGUCGUGACAAGCCCUUGGUGCAGAUACACACAGAGGUAGAAAAAGAAGCAGCAGAAGAAGAGCUAACUGCAGCAGCAGCAGCAAACCGCAGCAGCAACCAACAACGCCAUCCUGCGUCAUUCAACGUGAGAAAAAGCAGCAGCAACAACAGAAGCAGCAACAACAGAAGCAGCAGCAACAGGAGCAGCACCAACAGAAGCAGCAGCAGCAGCAACAGAAGCAGCAGCAGCAACAAUACCAACAGCAGCAGGAGCAACGGAAACAAACCCAAAAACGGCAGCGGUGGCGGCAGCGGUGGCGGCAGCAGCAGCAGCAGCAGCAGCAGCAAGUUGCUGGGGCUGUUUGAAGCGGUUUGGGGGGCGGUGAGGGGUUUUGUAAGGGGCAUCGUAGAGACAGCUAAGACGACGGAAGAGACAUUAAUAAGUUAA
Eimeria acervulina is the source of this 1953-nucleotide messenger RNA. RefSeq lists its product as hypothetical. The transcript has a single exon. NCBI's taxonomy places the organism in Eukaryota, Apicomplexa, Conoidasida, Eucoccidiorida, Eimeriidae. The record is from RefSeq and is a predicted model, not a curated record. The coding region runs from base 1 to 1953 and encodes 650 amino acids.